Molecule: messenger RNA, 950 nt
Organism: Marmota monax (woodchuck)
Lineage: Eukaryota; Metazoa; Chordata; Mammalia; Rodentia; Sciuridae
Product: uroplakin-3b-like protein 1
Exons: 6
Coding region: 1-795 (264 amino acids)
Source: RefSeq, a predicted model, not a curated record
AUGGCUGAGCCACAGGAAGACCAGUUGGUAGAAAGUACCAUGGGGACAUUGAGAAAGAAGGGCGUCAUUCUGUUUGAAGGCUCCUGCAUCCCCUCCCCUGUGCCCUUCCCAGAGCACAUCAGCUACAUGCCCCGGCUCUCCAGCGUCACCCUGGCCGGGAAGCUCACACAGUCCACCUUCACGCUUGAGCAACCACUGGGCCUGUUCGAUGACCUCAAUAUCUCUAACUCGGACCCCAUCUGGCUGGUGGUGGCCCACAGCAACGCCAUCCAGAACUUCACUGUCCCACAGAAGACAAAGGACAUUCCUGCCCCCGCUAACUUCUCCCAGAAGGGCUACUACCUCACACUGAGGGCCAACCAGAAGCUCUACCGGCGUGGUGGCCAGGCCAGCAAGCAGCUCCCUGUCCUCCGUGUGGGCAAUGAUACACACUGCUCCUGGACAAAAGUGGGCUGCAAUCACCCACUGCAGGGCUCGGGACCCUACAGGGUGAAGUUCCUGGUAAUGAGCAAGGAGGGACCUGUGGCUGAGACAGAAUGGUCCAAGGAGACCCGCCUGCAGCAAGCCCAGGUAUUGCAAGCUGUUAUGGGGCCCCAGAGUGCAGGCACAGUGGUCAUCAUUGCCAUCCUGUCGGUCCUGCUGGCCAUCCUCCUGGCUGCUGUCCUCAUCAUGCUCACACAAGCCUACUGCGAAAGCUGCAGGAACGUUCCCGUUUCGAUCCCAGAGGAGCCACUGAGCAUGGGAAGAUACAGCACCCACCACAUGGGCGACCCUUCAGCUGUGGGGGGCUCCUGAGCCACUCCAGGGGCACCUGGCUACCUCUCGGCCUCCUGCCUGGACCAGGCUGCACAGCCCCGAAGCUUCUGGAUCCUAGAGAGGUGGCUCUAAAUGAUGGUGGGGUGUGUGUGUGUGUCCUUACCCCAAAGCUUGGACCAGUCCCUGGCAGAAAU